Messenger RNA from Hordeum vulgare subsp. vulgare (domesticated barley), 982 nucleotides. Its product is annotated as NDR1/HIN1-like protein 1. Bases 197 to 847 code for a protein of 216 amino acids. The record is from RefSeq and is a predicted model, not a curated record. Lineage: Eukaryota; Viridiplantae; Streptophyta; Magnoliopsida; Poales; Poaceae. Gene Ontology annotation, biological process: defense response to other organism. The transcript has a single exon.
GUAAUCGUUGGCCACCAUCUCCACGGAUGUUCAAAGCCUUUAACUCGUACCAACCGUUGCUUGGUUUCAAAGCGCCGAUCACUCACUCGCUCACUCACUCAAGGGAGCUACUCCACUCCACUCCACUCCACUAGUUAGCCACACACCCACCACACAGACGUACCAAGCACAGUACAGUAGAGAGCGGAGCGGAGCCAUGAGCAAGGAGCAGCAGCACAGGCACGAGCACCAUCUGCGGCGCUGCUGCGGCGGCCUGGCGGCGUGCCUCAUGUUCCUGGUCGUCGCCGUCGCGCUCACCGCGCUCAUCGUCUACCUCGCGCUCCGCCCCGCCAAACCCUCCUUCUACCUGCAGGACCUGCAGCUUCGCUCCGUCAGCUUCGGGGACCCGUCCCUGUCCGCCACGGCGCAGGUCACGCUCGCCUCCCGCAACCCCAACGACCGCGUCGGCGUCCUCUACCGGCGCCUCGACGUCUUCGUCACCUAUCGCGACGAGCCGGUCACGGUUCCGGUCUCGCUGCCGCCGGCGUACCAGGGUCACCGGGACGUCACCAUCUGGUCCCCCGUGCUGUCCGGGGAGUCCGUGCCCGUGGCCGGGUUCGUCGCCGACGCCAUGAGGCAGGACAUCGCCGCCGGGUACGUGGCGCUGCAGGUCAAGGUGGACGGCCGCGUGAGGUGGAAGGUCGGCAGCUGGGUCUCCGGAAGCUACCACCUCUUCGUCAGCUGCCCCGCCGUGCUCGCCGCCGGCCCUGGCGGCAUGCCGCUCGGGGGCGGCCCAAACGGCACCUCCGGCCGCGCCGUCGCGGCGCUCAAGUUCGGGCAGCCGACAGGGUGCACCGUGGGCACGUGAUGGAAAAUACGUACCGUACGUGGAAGGUGGAAGAAACUACGUAGCUGUUUAAUUUUCGUUUUAUGUCUCAUGUAACGGGAGAAUAAAAUGUACUACAAUUUUUGAAUUAACAAUUGCAAUUUGCAUCAUGCAUGA